AACAGUCUUUGUAACAAAAAGUUCAAAGAGUCAACGUAGACUGACCUGGUCGAGAGGGAGAGCGUGUGUCAAUCGAUAUUUCCAUCCACAACAUUGCUUCACUAACACAUCACUACUUGAUUUCCUUCCCAACGUUACGAUGAAACUAUCAUGCCUGUUCGUCUCGUCAAUUGCUUUUCUACUGAGUAAGGCGACGGUUGUUGUCGCGCAACAAUCAGGAGUGCAAGUGGGGGACACAGUCACCGCGGAAGGCUUUAUCAUGGACUAUUUCUGCAUCUUCGACGAAGUACUGCUCGACAAUCCCUCCGUCCGUACCUUGGAAGGACCCGACCAACAUUCCGUGCAUUGUCUGGUGGACAUUUCCGUCUGUCGCGAGAGCGCAUACGAAAUCCUGGGCGAUCCGGUCGACGGAGAAAUCCUCUACACAAGGGAUUUGCGUGUCGACGAGGCUGGCAAGAUGAUGCUCAUCGACGCGGCCCGAGAGGAGCCGGAAGCGGCUGCUGAGCCGAGUCCGCCUGCGGCGACUUCUGCCGUGACUAUCACACAAUCUUCUCAUUGGGUUUUCAAGAUUCUAGCGACUGGAGCACUUUCUGUUUGUCUGUGCCUUUAA
This is a messenger RNA of Phaeodactylum tricornutum CCAP 1055/1, 610 nucleotides long. RefSeq lists its product with no specific name. The record is from RefSeq and is a predicted model, not a curated record. NCBI's taxonomy places the organism in Eukaryota, Bacillariophyta, Bacillariophyceae, Surirellales, Neidiaceae. The coding region runs from base 140 to 610 and encodes 156 amino acids. The transcript is spliced from 4 exons.